This is a messenger RNA of Lactuca sativa (garden lettuce), 1532 nucleotides long. Its product is annotated as germacrene A hydroxylase. The record is from RefSeq and is a predicted model, not a curated record. Lineage: Eukaryota; Viridiplantae; Streptophyta; Magnoliopsida; Asterales; Asteraceae. Gene Ontology annotation, molecular function: heme binding; iron ion binding; monooxygenase activity.
AUGGAACUCCAGAUCUCCUUUUCUCUCCUUUUCUUUGUUGCUUCCAUAUUCUUCUUAUUCUUUAAAUCGCAUAGAAGCUCCAACUCCCUUAAUACAACGACAAAGCUUCCACCGCAGCCAUGGAAGCUCCCUCUAAUCGGACACAUGCAUCAUCUCACUGGCGCACUCCCACACCGAGCUUUAGCAAACUUAGCCGAAAAACUAGGACCAGUCUUUCGUCUUCAACUCGGUGAAGUCUCCGCUGUUGUAAUCUCGUCAUCCCAUUUGGCCAAAGAAGUCAUGAAAACUCAUGAUCUCUCUUUCGCAGACAGACCCAAACUUCUAAGUGCCGAAAUCGUUGCAUACAACUACAAAGAUAUUGCAUUCGCUCCCUAUGGAGAAUACUGGAGGCAGAUUCGGAAGAUAUGCACCUUGGAGCUUUUGAGUGUAAAAAAGGUCCAGUCUUUUCGAUCUAUUCGUGAACAAGAGUCGUGGAACCUCAUUGAAUCCAUGGCUAUGGCUAUGCAGACAUCAAAAAUAAUCAAUCUUUCUGAGAAGACUUUCACGCUGUUAAAUAGCAUCAUAUAUAGGGUUGCGGUUGGGAGCAGAUGCAAUGAUCAGGAAACCCUUACAGCGUUGCUUGAAGAGGUUAUAGUUUUAUCCGGUGGUUUUGAUGUGGCUGAUGUAUUUCCUUCUGUGAAAGUAUUGCAUGUAGUUUCCGGGGUGAGGAGCAAGUUAGUGAAGUUACACAUGAAGAUCGAUCAGAUUCUUGACAACAUCGUAGCCGAGCACCAAGAACGUCGUAAAGGUGGACACAUCAUUGACAAUGAAGAUCUGGUUGAUGUUCUAUUGAGGCUUAAAGAUGACGGGGGUCUUCAGUUUCCGUUAACUUCUGACAACGUCAAAGCUGUAAUCUUGGACAUGUUCGCCGGAGGCACACAUACUUCUGCAGUAACGAUUCAAUGGGCAAUGUCAGAAUUAAUGAAAAAUCCACAGGUGAUGAAAAAAGUGCAAACAGAACUGAGACAUGUACUCAAGGGAAAGAACAAGAUUUGUGAGUCUGAUAUUCAAGAACUUAACUACUUAAAACUAGUAAUUAAGGAAACAUUAAGGUUGCACCCACCUCUUCCAUUGUUACUCCCUAGAGAGUCCCGAGUAGAGUGUGAGAUUGGUGGAUACCACAUUCCAGCCAAUACGAAAGUUAUGAUCAAUGUGUGGAAAAUAGGAUGUGAUCCAGACUACUGGAUUGAUCCAAAAAGUUUCAUACCUGAAAGAUUUAGCGAUAUUCCGAUCAACAUGUCAGGAACAGAUUUCGAGUUUCUCCCAUUUGGGGCUGGAAGAAGAAUGUGUCCUGGGAUGAAUUUGGGGUUGAUCAACGUGGAGCUACCUCUUGCUAUGCUACUCCACCACUUCAAUUGGGAACUCCCGGAUGGAACAACAUCUGAAGACCUUGAUAUGAGUGAGACUUUUGGAGCAUCUCUAAAGCGAAAACAUGAGUUGCUUUUAGUUCCAAGUGUUUGUAAUACAAACUAAUGCAUGUGUAAUUCCAUUUU